Messenger RNA from Vollenhovia emeryi, 775 nucleotides. Its product is annotated as cytochrome P450 6k1-like. The annotation marks the transcript as partial. NCBI's taxonomy places the organism in Eukaryota, Metazoa, Arthropoda, Insecta, Hymenoptera, Formicidae. Gene Ontology annotation, molecular function: iron ion binding; monooxygenase activity; heme binding. The transcript has 3 exons. The record is from RefSeq and is a predicted model, not a curated record.
AUUGCAGAAUUUGACGGGGACGACUUACUAGCGCAAGCAGCUAUUUUCUUCACGGCUGGUUUUGAAACCUCUGCAAUGACAACGUCUUUCACCUUGUACGAAAUUGCGAUGAAUCCGGAAAUACAAGACAGACUUAGAAAAGAAAUUCUUGAUGCGCUUGAUAAAACAGGUGGCAAAAUCACAUACGACAUGGUCUGGUCGUUACCGUAUCUAGACAUGGUGGUAUCCGAAACUUUGAGGAUGUAUCCGCCAUUGCCAUUUCUAGAUCGCGUGACAAUGGACACCUACAAGUUGCCGAAUUUCGAUCUAAAGCUCGAAAAGGGCACACCGAUUUAUAUCUCAAUGUUUGGCAUACACUAUGACCCGGAAUACUUUCCUGAUCCACACAAAUUCGACCCGGAGCGAUUUACCGAGGAGAACAAACGUAAUAGACCAACAAAUGUGUAUUUUCCAUUUGGAGAUGGCCCACGCGUAUGCAUAGGUUCUCGUAUGGGACUUUUACAAACAAAAUUGGGGAUCGUUACAAUUUUGCGCAAAUACGAGGUAGUACCAGGCAAAAAAACUCUAAUCCCAAUGGUUCUCAAUCCGAAAUCUUUCUUGACGGCGCCAUUAAGUGCUGAUCUAUAUCUCACCCUCCGCAAGAUUAAGAGCAGCUAAAUAAUAUGUAACCGUGUUUGAUAAUAUUAAUAUAAUGUUUUAAAACCACAGAAUGCAUUAGACAGUCGAUAUUUCAAAUACAUAAUUUUACUAUAAUAAAUCACUAGUGGACAUACAU